AUGAACGUUAUUCGGCUUCAGAAGAAAUAUCGGAACUUGGAACAAUCGGAAUUGUUUGACUUGAUCGACAACUUCCGGAAAAUCGACCUUGAUGAUAAGGGAUGGGUUGAUAAGAAAGAUGUGAUUGAGAAUGUGUCCAAGGAGGGCAAGGGUAGCUACGAUAGCGUCAGAGAGGCAUUGAAGCAGGUGUCGAUUGACGCUUCUGGCCACGUCGAAUUGGAGGACUAUGUGGAGCUUAAUUCGAUUCUUAAGCAGAGCCCUCAAGGAGUUAGUGGUGGUGGCAAUGGUAAUGGCAAUGGCAGUGGCAGUGGCAAUGGCAGUGGCAAUACUGGUAGUGGCAAUAGUGGUAGUAAUCAGAGUGGAGGUUUGGUCUUGCCCGGUACGUCUGCACGGGGGAAAUUUGUUCAUGAGGGUUCUGGAGCUAAUGCCAAGGUACUUAUUGGUACGGCUGGUAACAUUCAUACCAUUAACGAUGAAGAAAGGUCUGAAUUCACCAGACACAUCAACUCUGACCUCUCUGGGGAUGCCAUUGUUGGUGAAAGAUUGCCUAUUCCUGUGGAAAGUUUCCAAAUCUUCGACGAAUGUACAGAUGGUUUGAUUUUGUCAGCAUUGAUCAACGAUUCUGUUCCUGAUACCAUCGAUACUCGUGUCCUCAAUGUUUCUAAGAAUGGCAAACCUCUGAACAACUUCAAGAUGUUGGAGAAUGCUAACAUUGUGUUGAAUUCUGCAAAGGCUAUUGGCUGUAUCGUGGUUAAUGUUCACUCUGAAGAUAUCGUGGAUGGCAAAGAGCAUUUGAUUCUCGGUCUCAUCUGGCAGAUUAUUCGUAAAGGAUUGCUCAGUAAGAUUGAUAUCAAAAUUCAUCCUGAAUUGUACAGACUCUUGGAGGAUGACGAGACUCUUGAGGAGUUUCUCAGACUACCACCUGAACAGAUCUUACUUCGUUGGUUUAACUACCAUUUGAAGCAGGCCAACUGGAACAGAAACGUUUCGAACUUCAGCAAGGAUGUAGCUGACGGCGAGAACUACACGGUUUUAUUGAAUCAGUUGGCACCAGAACAAUGUUCUAGGGAUCCUUUACAGACAGCAAAUCUCCUUCAAAGGGCUGAACAGGUUCUUUCCAAUGCAGAUAAGAUCGGAUGUCGUAAGUAUUUAACUCCAAAAGCACUUGUUGCUGGAAAUCCAAAGUUGAACCUAGCGUUUGUCGCUCAUUUGUUCAACACGAUUCCAGGUUUGGAUCCAAUCGAAGAAAACGAGAAGCCUGAAAUUGAGGAAUUCGACGCUGAAGGAGAGCGUGAGGCACGUGUGUUUACGCUUUGGUUGAACUCUUUGGACGUGGAUCCACCGAUUGUUUCGUUAUUUGAAGAUUUGAAGGACGGCGAUGUUCUCAUGCAGGCAUUCAACAAGGUGAUGCCAGGCUCUGUCAAUGACAAGCAUGUCAACAAAAAACCCAAGUCCGGUAAGGAAAUGUCUCGGUUUAAGGCUUUGGAAAAUACAAACUAUGCCGUUGCUGUCGGUAAGGCUAACAAAUUCUCAUUGGUGGGAAUUGAGGGUUCAGAUAUCACCGAUGGAAACAAGAUGCUUACGUUGGGAUUGGUUUGGCAAUUGAUGCGCAGAAAUAUCAACAACACUUUGUCUACUUUGGCUAAGAACGGUAAAGAACUUACUGAUGGUGAAAUUCUCAGCUGGGCCAAUACCGAGGUGACUAAGGGCGGUAAAACAAACAAGAUCAGAUCAUUUAAGGAUUCUUCUUUGGCCACUGGACAUUUCCUUUUGGAUGUUUUGCAUGGAAUGAAACCGGGAUAUGUCGAUUACAGUCUUGUAACGCCGGGUAACACAGAGGAGGAAAGAUAUGCCAAUGCAAGAUUGGCCAUCUCUAUUGCCAGAAAGCUCGGUGCCUUGAUCUGGUUGGUUCCAGAAGACAUCAUUGAGGUGAGAUCCAGAUUGAUCUUAACAUUUGUUGGAUCAUUGAUGUCACUUAACUUAUGA
Brettanomyces nanus is the source of this 1986-nucleotide messenger RNA. It is a transcript of the gene SAC6, whose product is annotated as Fimbrin, actin-bundling protein. The record is from RefSeq and is a predicted model, not a curated record. Gene Ontology annotation, molecular function: actin filament binding. The coding region runs from base 1 to 1986 and encodes 661 amino acids. Lineage: Eukaryota; Fungi; Ascomycota; Pichiomycetes; Pichiales; Pichiaceae. Gene Ontology annotation, cellular component: actin filament; actin filament bundle; cytoplasm. Gene Ontology annotation, biological process: actin filament network formation; actin filament bundle assembly. The transcript has a single exon.